Messenger RNA from Limanda limanda (common dab), 753 nucleotides. It is a transcript of the gene org, whose product is annotated as oogenesis-related gene. The transcript is spliced from 6 exons. NCBI's taxonomy places the organism in Eukaryota, Metazoa, Chordata, Actinopteri, Pleuronectiformes, Pleuronectidae. The record is from RefSeq and is a predicted model, not a curated record. Bases 1 to 753 code for a protein of 250 amino acids.
AUGACCCUCCCCCCCAGACUUCUCUCAGUAGAAUCCUCCGUCUUGUCCUCGGUGCAACUCGGCAGCUCCACCAGGCUUCAGACCCGCAGCAGCAUGACGACCAGUGAAGUCCACAGAGACACCGUGGAGCAGGUCCAGGCCCAGCACUCCGAGGACAGGGUCGUGCGCAGAGACGGUGCGCUCCGCUCCAUGCUGCGCAGCCUCUUCUGGCCCUUUGGCAUCAUGGUGCGUGCGUACCGCGGGGUUUGGUGGGUCCUGGGCUUCCGGCAGCCACCGGAAGUGGCCAUCGUCAGCUCCGAGGUCCCCAGUCCGGCGCGCCAGAGCCUCGCCGGCCGGAAGCGCCUGCACCGGGUGACGCGGCUGCUGCUGUCCGUGCUGCCCCGCUGGGUGCAGGGCCGCCUGGGCUACCCGGUGUCCAGCAGCAUCGGGCGCUCCCUCUCCCCAGAAAUCAGAGUCUCUCCUACUAAACCUUGUGGAAAGGGCAGCAAGAGAAAGCAGGAUGAGUUGGACGAGGAUGAGGAAGAAGAAGAGCAUCCGACCUGGGUGGAGUUCCUCAAUGAUGAGCUCAUCGCCGAGGAAGACGUUGUGGAGGAUCCAGACUAUGAGCCUGCUACGGUGGACACGGAGAGUGAGGAGUACUGCUCUCACAACGAGACGGAAAGUGACUUUGAGGUUUCGGGGGGAAGCGUGAUCAUUAAAGACGUGAACGUGGAUAUUGAUCCAGCCUCUCCAGUCGCUUGUCCUCCUGUUUAA